Podarcis raffonei (Aeolian wall lizard) is the source of this 500-nucleotide messenger RNA. RefSeq names its product fatty acid binding protein 1 (gene FABP1). Gene Ontology annotation, cellular component: nucleus; cytosol. Bases 52 to 435 code for a protein of 127 amino acids. The transcript has 4 exons. The record is from RefSeq and is a predicted model, not a curated record. Gene Ontology annotation, biological process: fatty acid transport. Gene Ontology annotation, molecular function: fatty acid binding. NCBI's taxonomy places the organism in Eukaryota, Metazoa, Chordata, Lepidosauria, Squamata, Lacertidae.
UCCGAAGGAGCUGCCUUCUCUUCUCUUCUCUCCAAAGAACCAAUCGCCAUUAUGAGCUUCAACGGAAAGUUUGAACUCCAAACCCAUGAGAAUUUUGAGCCCUUCAUGAAAGCCAUUGGCCUUUCCGAUGAGCUGAUUGAAAAGGGCAAGGACCUCAAAAGCAUCUCUGAAAUUGUUCAGAAUGGCAAGAAGUUCAAGGUCACCGUGACAACCGGAAGCAAGGUGUUGACUAACGAGUUUACAAUCGGAGCGGAGGCUGAGCUGCAGACGCCAACAGGAGAGAGGGUCAAGGCCGUUGUUGAAAUGGAAGGAGACAACAAGAUGGUUGUGAACCUGAAGGGCAUCAAGUCUGUCACUGAAAUAAAUGGGGACACCAUCACUAAUACACUGAGCAUGGGUGACAUUCAAUACAAGAGGAUCAGCAAAAGAAUCUAGAUAACUCAGGCAUUUCUAUACUUUUACUGUGUAAAAGUAGUACAAUAAAGUGAAAUGUAUGCAAA